This is a messenger RNA of Oryza brachyantha (malo sina), 1926 nucleotides long. Its product is annotated as rho GTPase-activating protein 5-like. The record is from RefSeq and is a predicted model, not a curated record. Bases 134 to 1654 code for a protein of 506 amino acids. The transcript has 5 exons. Gene Ontology annotation, molecular function: GTPase activator activity. Gene Ontology annotation, biological process: signal transduction. NCBI's taxonomy places the organism in Eukaryota, Viridiplantae, Streptophyta, Magnoliopsida, Poales, Poaceae.
CAUCUCCUUCGCAACGCAAACCCACUUCUCUCCCACCACCGAAGACCGCCGCCUAUUCGUUCCUUUUCCAGUCGCCUCCCCUUCUCCGGUCUUUUGCUUCUCGCGAGGAGUUUUGGAUAGCGUGCCUGCCUCCAUGGCGCCGUCCCAGAUCCGCUUCGGCCACCAGAUCCCCUUCCCCAGCCCCGACACCGACGACGAGGAAGAGGAGGACGACGAGGACGAUGAAGUGGAGGAGGAGGAGGACGAGGACGAGGACGAGGAGGAGGAGUACGAAGAGGAGGCGGAGGGCGAGGUGCCGGUUUCGUCGCCGCUGAUGCUGCCGGCGGCGAGGGGGGGAGGAGGAGGAGGAGGAGGAGGAGGGGUGUCCGUGGUGGAGACGGUGGCGGCGGCGCUGCGGAGGUCGCUGCUGCUGUGCAGCAGCGUGCGCGCCGCGGAGGACGAAGGGUCCACCGCGGCGGCGGCGGCUUCUGCUGCUGCUAUGGGGAUGCAGAUUGGCCGUCCCACCGACGUGCGCCACGUCUCGCACGUCACCUUCGACCGCUUCGUGGGGUUCCUCGGCCUCCCCGCCGACCUCGAGCCCGACGUGCCCCGCCCCGCGCCUAGCGCCAGUGUGAGCGUAUUUGGGGUUUCACCAACGUCCAUGCAAUGCUCAUACGAUAGCAGAGGAAACAGUGUGCCAACAAUACUAUUAACCAUGCAGAGGAAGUUAUAUCAACUUGGGGGGCUUCAGGCUGAAGGAAUCUUCAGAAUAAAUGCAGACAAUAGUCAGGAACUACAUGUCAGGGAGCAACUAAACAUGGGUGUUGUUCCAGAUGGUGUUGACAUGCACUGUCUGACGGGCCUAAUAAAGGCAUGGUUUCGUGAACUUCCAAGUGGAGUAUUGGAUUCAUUGACUCCAGAACAAGUGAUGCACUGCAAUACGGAAGAGGAAUGUGCUCUCCUUGCGAGUACACUACCUCCAGUGGAAGCAGCACUACUUGAUUGGGCCAUCAAUCUUAUGGCAGAUGUUGUGGAACAUGAAAACUACAACAAAAUGAACGCUCGCAACAUUGCUAUGGUUUUUGCACCAAACAUGACUCAGAUGGCCGAUCCCUUGACUGCUUUGAUACAUGCAGUUCAAGUGAUGAAUUUUCUCAAAACACUUAUCUUGAAGACUGUGAAGGGCCGGGAAGAAACAGCUACGCCAGCAAGUGCAUUCCCAUCAAGCUCUGGUUCUCCAAGUGACAAAGACGAAUCUCAGCCAUUAGAGCAUUUGGACCGGCCCACAGUUUGUUCAAGUCAGCAAAAUAAUGAUUGUCCUAUGAUUAGUGGAGCUACUCUUGAUCACUUCCUCUUUAAAGCAGAAGCAUUGCAUCAUAACGAUGCGCAAGGUAGUGCUGGACGACCUAAGAAACGCGACAAUAAGGACCAUGGACUACCUAAGAAACGCGACAAUAAGGACCAUGACAACGGCAGCAGAGAAUUUUCUCCUGUAGAUAGUGAUUCAAGCAGCGAAACCAACAGUUCUACAAGCAAAUUCAGUAACGACAACGUGGAAGGUUUAUUUGACAGAUUUAAAUUCCGGAAAGGAGUAGGGAGGCUGUGCAGACACCCUGUUUUCCAGUUGAGUAGGUCCAUGAAGAAGUCAGGUGAAGCGGGACAAGCCUGUGUAUGAUACGUUAGAGUGUGUAGCGGAUAGUUGCUAUUGUUUUUGCAGGUGUGUUUACUCAGCAUUUCAUCAACCAUUGCCCUAGAUUGCGGGAGUAGAAGCUGUCAGCCAAUUUGAUAUUAGUACUGAACUACUGAUGUCGAGUUCCUACCUGUAUAUUUCAAAUAUUCAUUUCUGACCAUUUUGUACGUUGCCAUCGUUACAUUCGGUUUUUACUUGUUAUUACUGACAGAAGCAAGAGUAAAACCUUCAGUCUUUCAGGUUCUCUCCCUCACUCC